CUAAAUGAAUUCAUCAGUGUGCAACCACACCUGAUGAAAGACGACUGAUGAGGGAGAAGGGUGUGUGUGUGUGUGUGUGUGUGUGUGUGUGUGUGUGGACGGAGUGUGAACAGAUAAAGGUGUGAACGAGCAGGAAACGGGUUGAGGAAGAAUAUAGGGGGAGAAGAGGGGAGGAUAAGGAAGAGGAGUAGGGGUGAGGAGGAGACAGAGAGAGAGAGAGAGGGACGGAGGAAAACAGAUGAUGUGAGGGGGGAGGAGAAGGAGGAGCAGAGAGGAGGCAGGCACUCAGUCUGCUUUGCUUCGCAGGAGGAAUCGGCAGCAACAGAAGGACAAUGGACAGUGUUCACCGCGGGUCCUAACGAGCACCGGGCAGCUUCAUCAAGCUGGAAUACAAGGAGGUGAAUGUUAGACAGCUCCAGGAUGCUGCCCCCCUCAUUCCUGCCAACCUGCUAUUCACCACGGGACAUUUGACUCGCCAAACAUGAUGAAGACUGAGCCUCCGUCGGCCACGGGAGGCAACGGGGCCUCCGGUGGGAGCAACGGGAGCUCUAAUCUGCGAAGUCCGUCUCCCCACCGCAACGCCUACGAGGCAGGUCUUGCGGCGCUGAAGAAGGCCACAGACCACCUCAACAAUGCCGCCAAUGGAGGCGCUGACCCUGCCUCAAAACCCGCUCCUCUGCCCCGGCCUACUGGGAGGGGCCGGAAAUACGGCUCAAACGUUCACCGUAUCAAGAACAUGUUCAUGCAGAUGCAAUCUCCUGGCGAUGAAGAGGAUGGAGCCAAAAUGAUUGGUAAGGAACAGGCAGUGAAACUGUCCCUGCCGAGGGUAUCCAGCCUCAAUGAGAACGUCGACCACAGCGCCCUGCUGAAACUUGGGGGCACGGUCUCUGAAAGGGUCAACCGUUUUGACUCUAAAGUUGGCAGGGAGGGCAGUGGCUCAUCUGUGGGCUUGUCCAAGCUCCAGGAGACCAGGAGGAUCUUUGAGCAGCGGACUCUGCAGGAGAAGCAAGCUGCCACUAACCGCAUCUUGCUGAAGAAAGAGCGGGCAUCGGGCUUCCAGGGCAGCCGUCUAGAUGUCGUGGCUCGCUUUAAUGGGUCCACCGAAGCCCUGGACCGGCUAGAUGAUCCCCCUGUUCCCACCCCUCCUUCUAUUCCCUCUACUGCAGCUUUAGUCGGGCCAGGCGAGGCCGUCAGUCCCACUGUGAGCCAACUCAGCGCCGCGUUUGAAAAGGGUGAUCUGCAAAACAAUCUCUACCUCCCUCAGCGUCGGUCAGCCCCUGCUUUGGCACCAAAACCCAAACCUCCACCCAAAGUGGAAGCAGCAGAGAGGAAGACAAAGGUGAUACCUGCAGAUAAGGAAGAGAAAGAUGAGGUAAAAGCAGGAGUUAUAAGUAACAAGGCAGCAGAGCUACCUGAAGAAACGGGUUCUCUAGAAAGGAACUUGGAGGGACCAGCGACGAAUGAAGAGAAGGAUGCAUUUGGACUGUCGGGGGACCAGCUCUCCAACUCCUCCUAUUCCUCCUCUUCCUCAGUGACUGUCACUUCCAUCUCUUCUUCAUCGGAGGCCAAACCAGAGCCGGCAGCAACUGAGGCCAAGGGUUCGAGUACAGUGGAAGCCUCUGGGCUGCAGCCACAGUCUGGCGAUCAGGACAGUGCCGCUGUGGGAUCUGAGGCCGCGGGCAGGCUGGUGCAAGCUGAGGUUCACGCCUCGCUGGAAAAUGGAGAGAAAGAGCCUCCGUCUUCCUCUCCUUCAUCGGAGGAAAAAGAAGAGGACUCUGAGGAGAGGGCCAAAGAAGAUGAGAAUGACGAGGAUGGUUCAAGGAAGGAGGAUUACUCUGAGGGAGAUCUGAUAGAUAUCAGCGCAUACAGCGGGCUUGGGGAGGAAGACUCUGGGGGAAGCCAGCUGGACGAUGAGGAAGAUGAAGACAACGAGGAGGCAUAUCAGCCAGAGUCCAGCUGCUCAGAAAUCCCAGGCCUUCCGGAGGAAGAGGAGCCUCCGCCACCCAGUAGAAAGAUUCGCUUCAGCACUCAGCCAAUCACAGUCUUUACCACCUACUCUAAUGAAGAUUACGACCGACGUAAUGAUGACGUUGACCCCAUGGCAGCGUCAGCUGAGUACGAGCUGGAGAAGAGGGUCGAAAAGUUGGAUCUGUUUCCCGUCGAGCUGGAGAAAGACAGUGACGGCCUCGGUAUCAGUAUCAUUGGUAUGGGUGCAGGAGCUGAUAUGGGCCUGGAGAAACUGGGGAUCUUUGUUAAGACGGUCACUGAGGGUGGAGCUGCGCAGAGAGACGGCAGGAUCCAGGUGAAUGACCUCAUAGUGGAGGUUGAUGGGACCAGCCUGGUUGGUGUUACUCAGAGCUUUGCUGCCUCUGUCCUCCGCAAUACCACCGGCAAAGUCAGGUUUGUGAUUGGCCGGGAGAAGCCGGGGGAACAGAGUGAAGUGGCUCAGCUGAUCCAGCAGACUCUGGAACAGGAGAGGUGGCAGAGAGAGAUGAUGGAGCAGAGAUACAAACAGUACAUGGAUGAUGAUGAGGAGACAGGUGAAUAUGCGACAGACGAAGAGGAGGAGAUGAGUCCGAUGUUUCCGAACUCGAUAGAGGUUUUCGAUCUGGCAGAAAACCAGGAAAUGCUGUCCCCUGUGGAGCUGGACCCAGAGAAACUGGCCCACAAGUUCAAAGAGCUCCAGAUUAAACAUGCAGUAACCCAGGCUGAGAUCCAGCUGCUCAAGAGGAAGCUGGCUCACGCGGAGCAGGAUAAGUUGCGUUGGCGGAUGGAGCGUGCUCAGUUGGAGCAAAAUAUCCGGGACAGUAAAGAGAGGAUGGAAAAACUUGAGGGCUACUGGAUGGAGGCACAGUCUCUAUGUAAGGCUGUGGAUGAACACCUGAAGGAAACUCAGGCUCAGUAUCAAACCCUGGAGAGGAAAUACAGCAAAGCCAAGAGGCUGAUUAAAGAAUACCAGCAGAAGGAGAUCGAGUACCUGAAGAAAGAGACUGCUCAGCGUCGGGCACAAGAAGAGAGCGAGGCAACACACAAAGAGGAGACCGACAACCUGCAGGAAAAGAUUACAGACUUGGAGACCAAAGUGGAUGCCUUGAAGACCCCCAAACCCUCCUAGACUGCUGCUACUUCCUGCCUCCUAUCUGUGACUGAAAGAGGAGGAGCUCCCCCAUCAUCCUACCGCAGGGGGGCUGUAAUUUAUUCCAAUCAACCAUUCACUGCAACGGACAGGUAGCAGAGGAGGGAAAAAAUCCCAACAAGUAUAACUGUAGAGAGGACCGUAGAGAAGGAAAGACUCAACCUCUCAUGUGACAUCUGCCAGUGGCUUAGUGCUCCGUCAGUCAACAACAAAUCCCAGAAUGCACCUUCUGUCAUAUCCAGAAUCCUCCUUAUGUGUCUUCCUGGCAACUGGCUUGGCGUUCAACCCGGAAACCAUAUUCAGCAAGUCAGUUUGUAGACGAUGUGUUUUCUCCUCUCUCUUUAGCAGCAUCUUACCCAGGUUCUAUGAAUAAUUCCGAUUUAUUAAAAACAAAAAGCGCUUUUAAUAACCAGGCUCGUCACAAAGUGCUUUAUAGAGCGACAGAGGGAAUGAAGCGGAGCAAAAGGGACAAAAGGAUUGAUGUUAAUACGACCUUUGAACUACGCAAUUGUCGAACCAUCCCUUAAGAGAAGAGGACGAGCCUCUCCUCUGCCCGUGGCGAUGCUCGUUUUCAUCUGAAACUACCAGGAGAAGCGGUGACCUUAUUUUUAGAGACACGACACCUUUCAAGAAGUGGAACCUCGGUGGUAAGACUCGACAAAACUCUGAAAUGGCCACGUUACCGCCCAUUAGCGAAGUAAUAAAAUCUAUGGAGCAAGAUGGCCUCCGCGUUUCAAAACUGUCAAAGCCCAGCUUUUUGCUUCCUUUUUUCCGACCUAACUCUGCAAACGGUGGUAUUAGUAAAGAAGAAGUGUGCGUUUCAGGUCUGAACUAUGUGGCGUAAUGUUUGUAUAUAUUCUAUACAUUUAUUUAAAAGUGUUGAAGUGGCUUAAGCAGUUAGAUGGAUCUGGAAUCUAAGAGUAAGGCGGUGAUGCCUUACUGUGGAGGGAAUGGUUCAGUAGUCCUCAGUCUGUUUCAUCUCUUUUCUCUCAACAUCAAUGGCAAACAGGGUGUGAAUAGUCUAAUUUGUGCUUGUAGAGCUUCUAAUUGUGUAUAUCUGUUGGUGUUUACUAUAUAAUCUGUGGGUUUACAUGCACACAAACCUGCUUUCAGGUCAGCCGUGCACUAUAUUCUCACGUGUAGGAAGGCUUCCUUUCUAGUUUUAGAAUAUCCUCUUAGCUCGCACUCUUAGCUACUACCAUAUACAUAAAAUAUUUAAAAAUCUAUCGUCCAAACAUGUCAUGGAAGCAGAGAAUGACUACAAAUAGAAACUGAUUCAUUGAGUUAGCAAUUGAGGUCAAAUCCAAAGUGGAAAACUGCACUAAGAUUAGAGAAUUUGCUCAUUUAAAAUCCUAUAACAAUAUAUUGGAUACUCACUAAAAAGAUACAUUCAUAAUUUGUCCAAAAGCAGGUCCAGUUAUUAAUAACUUUUAGAUUGGAGUUUACUAUUAUUACUGCCACUAAUAUCCCCCAUCAAUAAUAAUGUUCCUAUAUUGCGCAGUAAAACUUUUCCAAGCAAUUAUAUACCUAACUAAAGAGUCAUAUGAAAUGUAAUUUUCAUUUUAAUUAUUAUUAUUUCAUUAGUAUGGAAAACUAUUAUGGCCACGGGGGGGCCUUUUUAUUUAUUUAUUUUUUGGGGUCCCUAAAAACAGGGACCAGAUGAACAGAAUCAACCUUUUGGGAUUUACUUACCUGGAUGAUUGAGCAUGCAUCAAGACUCCCUAAAAAAUCAACUCUGAAUUUAACUUCAGUUUUUUUCCCAGAACUAUCGUGCUCAUCCUCUUCCGAAACUAGCGAGUAUAAAAAGUAUCUGGAAACUACUACUGAAAAAAUUAAAAUUGAUCCUCCAGUUUUUUGUUUGUUUGUUUUUUUUAAUUCGCUCACUUAAAUUUCCAGAUCAUAAAUUGACUAACAUUAUAUAAACUGAGUAUAGUGAAACACUGGACACUCAAAUCCUUUAUUUUAUUUUUGUGAACAUUAAAAAAACAUAAAAUGUUAAACUUUACUAGUUAAAAGUUACCUUUAUGAAGUAGUUUUGAUUUCUGUAAGUGUUAUUGUAAUAGUUUAAUAGUUUUUUUUGGUUUGAACAUUACAUACUGACUAGUCAAAUAUCACUAGUUCUAAAUGAAGUUGGACCUCUCUGUUGUUCUGUAUUGGUUAAUGUCAUUUGGUUGUCGGUUAGCUUGAUAGGCUAUAAGCGUCGACGGGCAGUAGUAGUUGUUAGCUGUCAAUAUGUUAAUUUAACUUCCCAAAAUCACAAACUAGGACUAUCGAGCAUGCCAGAGUCUUUGCCAGUUCUGUUUUAUAUUGAUAUUUUUAUCAGUAUUUAUCAAUUCUCAUUAGCUAGUAACACCUCACUAGCUAGUGAAGCCUGCUAGCAUACCAGGAUAGUGUAGCCAUUGAAGUGUUUGUGUAACAAGACCGUCACACGGAUAUGAGCAUCGGGGUUAUUCAGAAAACUGUGUGCAUGUAAACACACUCCACAUAUCUUACAUUAGGAGAAAAGUAGAGGGUCCCAGUGCCAGUAUUAUACCUAUAGAAAAUGAAUUUAAGUUAGCGAUUCAUGCCUGACGUAGUCCAAAUACUGGUUAAAUUUAAAAGUGUUAUUAUAGCCAUUAAAGGUCAGGUGUUUCUUCAGGAAUUCAAUAACCAAUGUGUCAACUCCAUCUACCCAAAUAUGAUUUUUUUUCUUUUCUUCUCCCCAAACCCCUCUUUGGUCAGAUCAGUGUAAUGAGUUGCAACCUUUUUUAAGAUUAGCAGAAUAAAAAGGUUGAUUUGCUGAGAAUAGACUAAUUAGAUAAGGAUUGAACCCGUGACACUGUGGUUACUGUACGCUCUAUAUGUUUAUAAAAAAUAAUGUGAAAAUUAUAAUGUGGACCAUUUCAAAUAUGAAACUUGUAUUCACGUGAAUGCCAAAAUGGUGCUCUGAAAGAUGGCCUUUACAUGUGAAACAAAAUUCUGAACUGGUAGAUUAUGUAUUUUGCUGCUGUCAUUCCCCGUGGUAGCUGUUGUUAUGAGCUCACGUGUUAAUCAAGAUAGUAGAGAGAGUAAAGACAGUAGAGCUUGCUGGCAAGCUCUGAUUAGGUCACAUUACUUGAAAAAACCACAAGUGGAGUACAAUCCAGAGAUCUAAUUGGGCUACUUAAGCUUAACUCAUAAUGAAUGGAGCAGUUUUGAGGUUGACAAGUUAAAACCAACCUCUACAGCUUUUUCCCCAAACUUAGCCACGCUAGCACCCUGGUUCUGAGGAUGGUAUCUUUUACGUCGUAACUUUGCUGCCAUUAUCUUCAAACCAUUGUACUGAUAUUCAUAGUGCUCAGAGGAAGCAUACAGAGUUUCCCUUUUGCACCAACAGCCGGUUAUAAAGGUUAAUUCAUCAAAUAUUAAGGUUCUCAAAUCCACUAAUGUCAGCAUGCUAACGUGUUGAAUGGAUUUCACAAACACGGUAAGCCUGCUCAACAUUACCCUGCUGGGCCUGCGAUCACGUUCCUAUGCCAGUGUUAGCAUUUCGAAGCACUGCUGUGCCUGAGUAUAGCAUCACAGAGCUUAUAGCAUGGCUACAUUGAUCGUCAUUUCUUUGAAACCCAAAAUAAUUUUGACAAAUCACAAUUAUUUAGAUAAAGCUGCUAUCUGCUUGAAAAUGAAGUUGCAUUUCCAAGCUUACUUGCUAGGUAGAAGCAUGUUUUCCUGAAGUAUUUGCUUUAAAAAAAAAAAAGAGAAAGAAAAGAAAAAAAGCUUGUUUUGCUAAGACCAAUCUGCCCCUGCCUUCAGCCUCAGCCUGGCUUUGUUCUUCACACCCACUCUGUUGGAGCUGAAACUGAUCUGAAUCUGUGCUUCACCUUUGACCUACAGUAUUUGUGCAUUAACAGAUAUCUAGAGAGACAUGGGAGCAGAAUUUUAAGUCUUUGUGCACUUUUCUGUUUGAGAACUGUCGGGGGACUUGGACACAAACAGAAUUAUGAGGACAUUCAACCACCAGGCAAUUAUUUUUUGUGUUUGUACUGUUUGGCUGAUGAACAUGGAGGAGUGACUCCAAAAUCACAUGUAUGAUUAUUUUCAUGUAAGAAUUCUUCUUCUUUUUCUUCUAAAAAGACACCAAGUAUUUGUUCCAAACCUGCAGUAUGUUUUAAAGUGUUGUCUUAAUAGAUGGAAACAAGGAUGAAAGAGCAUUUUUUUUAAAGGAAUGAAAAUCAGCCAUAAGCAACUCACUUGAGUAUUUUUAUUUCUUAAGUAUUUUUUAUUACAGUUUCAUCUCGGUGUUGAAACAGUGUGAGCUGUACAAAAGCUGUUGCAUCACCAAAUCGAACCCUGGUCACUUUGGGUUUUAAUGUCUAAACACAGGAAGUGAUCAGCUUGCCUUUUUAUGACCUAUAAGUUAACCUGCUGCUUUUGCCUCUAAAAAGCCUUCCGAUGUUUGCUAACUGUAGCUGACUGUCUUUUGUUACCCAUCCUGCCCCAUCCGCUGUGUCUGCGUUGGAUAAAACAAAAUUAGCUUGUCCUCAUUAGUUUAAAGAUAAUACCAGUGAUUACAGACAAACUGCCAUAAUGGUAGACUGACCGAUUGUAGCACUACACAAUGUAAGAGCUGUUACAGAUUGAUUUUUGAUAAUAAACUCAUCUUUUGCCCCCACUUCAUAUUUCGGGGAAUGACCUUCAAAACCAUUUUCGUCAACAGGCGGCCUCUGAAGUGAGAGGGUUCAGUGCCUUGCUUGUAGGUAAAGGAUUACGGUUCUUGUCUAAUCACUUUGUACAUUUCAAGGAGUCAUAACUGGUUGUUGUUGUUGGGGGAGGUUAUAAUCAGUCUUAAGUAGCCAGUACACAGAAACUGCUUAAUGGGUCAUUCACAAGUGUCUCAGGUUAGUCAAAUUAGAUUUGUUUGUGAAAGUGAGACGGUUAGCUUUGCCAUCUGUUCAUAUCCUCUAUGGACAACAUAUUCUAGAUGUAGCUAAAGGGCGUACUGGCUUUGGUUUGGUGGCGCUGGCAAUUCAGAAGUGACGUGGUCCUUUUAGGCUUUGUCAAGUGGUUAACCUCUAGCUUACAAUGUUGUGUUUUUCUGCGAAGAUGAGAAUUGCCCUGUCCAUGAUUGGCGAUGAGGUCCUGCCUCGGGUAUCACCGGUUCUUGUUCAAGACUGGAGAAGUGGAGCCAGAGAUUGGUGAAGGGUCUGUUGUAAUGCAGAUGUAGUACCAGCUUAUUGCUGUGAAGAGAAAGCUGAGCGUGGAGCAAAGUUGUCAAUUUACUGGUUGGAUCUUUCUAUCCCCAUCACCUGUGACCUCAAGCUGUGGGCAGUGACCUAAAGAUUGAGAUAGUGGAUACAAGCAUCAGCUUCCUCCGGUGGGCGUCUGCUCUCCUCUUAGAGAUAAGAUGACAGACUCAAAAUAGAUCCUCCACAUCGAAAGGAGCCAGUUGAGGUGGUUGGGGUGUCUGCCUAGAUGCCUCUAAGGUGAGGUGUUUAAGGCGUAUUCUACUGGGAGGAGACUCUGGAUGAACUGGAGAGAUUGCAUCUCUUGGCUGCCACUAGAACACCUCAGCGACCCUCCUGAAAAGCUGGAGGUGGUUGAGAGAUGGAGGUCUAGGUACUUCUGCUUGAACUGCUGACCCUGCAGUUCAGACCUUGAUAAGCUAUACUGGAUGGAUGGAUGUUUGGACAUGUACUUCCUAUUAUCUCUGCCUUCAGAUCGCCUUGGUUGAUGAGCCUCAGUCCAAAUUGCACUGAAAUGCUAGGACCCAAAGUCAAGUUGCUUCUGAUUGUGUUCGCAUAAUGACCGUUUUUGAUGUUCAAGGUGAAAAGCUUAAAAACUACACCCUGGCAUGUUCUGUGCUGUAACCACUGGUAGCCAAUCUUUAAACACCCAGACUCUGUAGAAGUAGAAGAACAGAUGCUUGCUAUGUAGAGCAGAUGCAAUCUUGUGCUCACAUCAUACGUGUCACACCGCAACUUUUCAAAGAAACUGGAAGAAAAAUGGGGGGGGGGGAUUACAAGAUACAAAAGCACUAUGAGAAUCCUUGCAAUUUGUUUUCUGUUUGUUUGGGUUUUUGUUCAUUUUCAUGCAUCGCCAAAAUUUACCGCACUUUGGAGCAAUUCUGUCCUUUUCUUUACAAAACUAUUAGCCCUUGGCUUGAAUUAGACAGUGAAGUCAUGUGGUUUGAAAGACUAACAGUCAUGCGGUGCCAAAUGAUGAGAGCGGGACAAUCUGACAGUGUGUGAGCAGACCUCCGAGUGCAUCUCGGGUCUGAAAUGGAUUUCCUUCUCUGCCUGGUUCUGUUCUUCAGUUGAUGCCACCAUGUUUGUCUGAACCAAUACCUGUCUGUCAGCAUUAAUAAAGAUAAAAUAUGACAACAAAAAAA
Molecule: messenger RNA, 9482 nt
Organism: Oreochromis aureus
Lineage: Eukaryota; Metazoa; Chordata; Actinopteri; Cichliformes; Cichlidae
Product: neurabin-2-like
Exons: 15
Coding region: 482-3115 (877 amino acids)
Biological process (GO): calcium-mediated signaling; actin filament organization; neuron projection development
Cellular component (GO): cytoplasm; actin cytoskeleton; dendrite
Molecular function (GO): actin filament binding
Source: RefSeq, a predicted model, not a curated record